Puccinia triticina is the source of this 282-nucleotide messenger RNA. RefSeq lists its product as uncharacterized. The transcript has 2 exons. The coding region runs from base 1 to 282 and encodes 93 amino acids. NCBI's taxonomy places the organism in Eukaryota, Fungi, Basidiomycota, Pucciniomycetes, Pucciniales, Pucciniaceae. The record is from RefSeq and is a predicted model, not a curated record.
AUGACAUGUUCUGUAUUCCAAGAAGUAUCGCGCUGGAAAAAGACUCCAUUCAAGAUCAUAGGCAGCAAGCUAUGUAUCUCCAAAAUCUUUGUCCAGGCGUGUAAGAACAAAGCUUCUGAGCGUGACAUCAAGGGAAGGUUUUGCGCGAGUCGGGAUUGGCAAUCAGGCACCUCAUACCGAUAUAUAUCCAAGACCCAGGCGUCCGAAUACAUCAGCUUGAUCAACGAUCCCCGCCACGACUACGACCAGGCGUACACCGUGAACAGGCUCGGAAACGUGUAG